Messenger RNA from Magallana angulata, 616 nucleotides. Its product is annotated as complement C1q subcomponent subunit B-like. Gene Ontology annotation, molecular function: protein binding. The record is from RefSeq and is a predicted model, not a curated record. NCBI's taxonomy places the organism in Eukaryota, Metazoa, Mollusca, Bivalvia, Ostreida, Ostreidae. The coding region runs from base 37 to 597 and encodes 186 amino acids. The transcript has 3 exons.
AUUUUAUUGUGUACUUUUCGCAAUCCGUUCAGAAAAAUGGGACUGAGAACAUGUGUGGUUGUCGGCCUUACUCUUCUGUGUAUGACGUUAGCUGAGAACAACGACAAGAAUGCUUUUAUAAAAAGACUAAGAAGCUACAAAAACACUUGUCGGGAAAUAGGAUGGGAACCAAGUUGUAACAGAAGGACCUGGAAUAUUAAUGAUACAACUGUUGCCUUCCAUGUUUAUCUGAAAAAUUCUAUCUCAAGUCUUUCAAAGAAUCAGAUAAUUAAGUAUAACCAUAUAGUCACAAACAUUGGUGAGGGAUAUGCCACAAGUACCGGUAAAUUCACGGCCCCUGUGGACGGGGUUUAUUCCUUUACUUGGACGUAUUUGACAAAAAAAGGGGCAAAAGCGUAUAUUGGUGGAGUACUCGAUGGCAAACAAAUCGUCUGGACGGUCAUGGAAGACCAGACUGCCACUUGGGCGAGUACUACUGGACACCUUGUAGUAAGGAUGAAGAAGGGCAGUCAAUUCUGGACACCUAAUUCUUCACGAUAUGCUACCUACAUACACGCCCUUUACACAUUUGUGAGCGGAUACAAAGUUUCUGACUGAUGAUUUAACUUCUUUAAAA